Molecule: messenger RNA, 747 nt
Organism: Eruca vesicaria subsp. sativa (arugula)
Lineage: Eukaryota; Viridiplantae; Streptophyta; Magnoliopsida; Brassicales; Brassicaceae
Source: the annotation of a GenBank genome assembly
GGCUGCUGAGGUGGAGUCAGAGCCAGUUGCUUCUAUUGAGGAGGAAGACCAUGAAAAUGUUGCUGAAGUGUAUGAUCCUUCUGAUAAAGAUGAAGGCGUUGUUGUUGACGCUGAGCUAGUUAAGUCACAGUGAGAUUCCAUCAGUGCUUCAAGGAGAUGAUGCUCCUAAGUAUUCCUAUGCUUCAAUCAUUAAACUGAUGAAAAGCGAUCCAGCACCAACACAAGUUGCUCGCGAAGAGCAGCUCCUAAAUGUACAAACAAUCUUCUCUAAAAGAAGCUCAGCCAAAGAACGCCCCGAUGGAUUUGUUUGAUAGCGAUGAUGAUAUGUGUAGUGUAAGCUCCUUCUUCAGCAUGCGGUCUGAGAGACCUCGCAUGGAUGAAGUUCACGUUCACAAAGAUCUUAUGUUGGAUCAAUCCCUUGAUGCUCUCUAUGAGAAAGGGAGUUCAACGAGAGAGAAAGCUUUGGCCUCCAUUGUCGAAGCAUUCAAGAGUGAUUUGCAACAUGAGUUCUUGCAAAAGAACUUUUCCACUUUGUUGCAUCAGUGUUUACACUGCAUCAAGAAAAGUCCCACUAAAGAGUCCUCACUAGCAUCACAUGUUAUUGGGUUGAUAGCUUUGACUGUUGGACUUGGGAAUCAAGCACAAGAGAUUCUAGAAGAAUCUGUCACUCCUCUUUCUCAAGCCCUUAAAUUUGGUCGUGAAGCCUUGAGGAUAAGUUCGGUUGUUGCAACCAAAACCUUCACCUGA